GUCACAAGUGUUUAACUAUAGUGCUGUUAAGACAUGGAAUCAUCCUUUUGCUUUCUUCAUUUUCUUCUCACUUGUGUGGGUUUUUGAAAACGAGGAUUCACUUCAAUUUUUGAGUGUGCACCCUAGACAUAGAGAGAUGGAAGGAGAAACGACAAGAGAAGCAACAAAUAGAGAGGAAGAAGAAGAAUCACAAGCCCAAGUGGACAUAUGGAAAUAUGUAUUUGGUUUUGUUGAUAUGGCUGUGGUGAAGUGUGCCAUUGAGCUUGGGAUAGCCGAUGUCUUGGAAAACCAUGGCGGUCCCAUGACACUCUCUGAGCUAUCUUCCACCCUUCACUGCUCUCCCUCUGCCCUACACCGUAUCAUGAGGUUCUUGGUGCACCGCAGCAUAUUCAAAGAAGGUUUCAACAGCAAAGCUGGUACUAUUGGUUAUGUUCAAACACCUCUCUCGCGCCUUCUCAUGAGACAUGGCAAAAAUAGCAUGGCUGCUUUAGUGUUGCUAGAGAGCAGUCCAGCGAUGCUUGCACCGUGGCAUGGUCUAAGUUCUUGUGUCCUAGCCAACGGAUCCUCAGCAUUUGAGGCUGCUAAUGGUGAAGACUUAUGGGGCUAUGCAGCUGCAAAUCCUGCCCAUAGCAAACUCUUUGAUGAUGCAAUGGCUUGUGAUGCUAGAGUGGCUGUGCCAGCAAUAAUUGAUGGUUGUCCUGAAUUAUUAGAUGGGCUGGACUCUUUGGUUGAUGUAGGUGGGGGUGAUGGAACAGCUCUCAGCAUUUUGGUCAAGGCCUUUCCUUGGGUUCAUGGCAUUAACUUUGAUCUUCCUCAUGUUGUGUCUGCUGCACCUAAUUGUGUUGGUGUUAAGCACAUUGGAGGUGACAUGUUUGAAAGUGUGCCAAAGGCUGAUGCUGCUUUCCUCAUGUGGGUUCUGCAUGAUUGGGAAGAUGAAGAGUGCAUUCAUAUCUUGAGAAAGUGUAGAGAAGCUAUUCCGAAUGAUAAAGGGAAGGUGAUUAUCGUAGAAGCCGUGAUUGAAGAAGAUGAAGGAGAUAAGCUCAAGUAUGUGAGAUUGAUGCUGGACAUGGUGAUGAUGGCUCAUACAAACAAGGGGAAAGAGAGGAGUCUCAAGGAAUGGGCAUAUGUACUAGGAGAAGCAGGGUUCAGUCGACACAAUGUGAAACGCAUUGAAGCUGUUCAGUCCAUUAUUGAGGCUUAUCCUUGAUUUAUAUAGUUCUUAAUUGCUUUAUGUUUGGCCAACAAUUUGAUGCAUGGAUAGUGCAGCUUUACAAUUACAGCACUCUCUCUGUUUGUAUAAAACCUAAUAAAACUGUCCUACUUCAGUUUGGUUUUAGUUAUUUGACAUUUGUUUUAAGACUACAUUGAGAGUUAGGGGAUCAUUGUUUAGUAAGAUUAUCAAGGGUGAGAAAUGAAGUUGCAAAAUGAGGUUUCCAUUUGCCUUUAAACCAAUAUUAUUUUGUGAU
Cornus florida is the source of this 1466-nucleotide messenger RNA. RefSeq names its product acetylserotonin O-methyltransferase-like. The transcript has 3 exons. NCBI's taxonomy places the organism in Eukaryota, Viridiplantae, Streptophyta, Magnoliopsida, Cornales, Cornaceae. Gene Ontology annotation, biological process: methylation. The coding region runs from base 137 to 1207 and encodes 356 amino acids. Gene Ontology annotation, molecular function: protein dimerization activity; S-adenosylmethionine-dependent methyltransferase activity; O-methyltransferase activity. The record is from RefSeq and is a predicted model, not a curated record.